AUGACAAUGGACAUCUUCCUGUCAUUGUUGAGGCAAACGGGACUGGAGGGUGGAAGGACCCGACUUGAUGUCAGCAAGAGCAGUCAAUUCUUAACGGCGUUGCUACUCAUCGCACCGUGUGCUAAAAACGAUGUAGAGAUUGAGGUUGUCGGGGAUCGCGAAAUGCCCUAUAUUGACAUUACACUCGCAGUCAUGGAGGCAUUUGGUGUACAGGUCGUCAGCGACGGCUAUAAGUAUUUUCGGAUUGAAGGUGGGCAGCGGUAUCAGCCGCGUAUCUAUAACGUUGAACCCGAUGCUUCCAACGCCUCCUAUUUCUUUGCGGCUGCUGCACUCACAGGAGGACGUGUCACUGUCCAACAUUUGCACUUAGAUUCCAUGCAAGGCGAUGUUCAGUUUGUGCGUAUUUUGGAGCAGAUGGGGUGUCAGGUUGCUGUUUCUGAUAUUGGGAUUACCGUUACAGGUCCACACCAAUUGAAAGGGGUCGAUGUGGAUAUGCGGGCGAUUUCGGAUACUGCUCUAACCCUCGCGGCAAUUGCGCCGUUUGCCGAUAGCAAAGUAACCAUCCGAAACAUUGAACACACACGCUGGCAAGAAACCGACCGGAUUCAUGCAAUGGUGACGGAGUUGCGAAGGUUAGGCGUGCCUGUAAUUGAACAUCAGGACGGGCUCGAAGUUUCGCCUUCAUCUAUUACACCCGCAGCGAUUGAUACCUACGAAGACCAUCGGAUGGCGAUGGCGUUUUCACUCGUCGGUUUGAAGGCACGCGGGAUUCGGAUUAAUGAUCCCGACUGUGUCAGCAAGACAUUCCCCAAUUAUUUUGAGGUGCUGCAGGGGCUAUAUUCUUGA
Geodia barretti is the source of this 846-nucleotide messenger RNA. The record is from the annotation of a GenBank genome assembly. Lineage: Eukaryota; Metazoa; Porifera; Demospongiae; Tetractinellida; Geodiidae.